Messenger RNA from Rubroshorea leprosula, 3916 nucleotides. NCBI's taxonomy places the organism in Eukaryota, Viridiplantae, Streptophyta, Magnoliopsida, Malvales, Dipterocarpaceae. The record is from the annotation of a GenBank genome assembly.
GUUAUGAAACACAUUCAUAAUGAAUUGCUAAAAGAGGCUAUAGGGUUUGAUAUGGUGAUCUGGGUUACAGUCUCACAUCCACUUAAUGUUAUAAAAUUACAAGGUGACAUUGCUAAUAAAAUCAACAAAAGUCUUCCAAAUGGGGAUGAACUGAGUCGGGCUCGGGCAUCAAGAUUGAUGAAUUUUAUGAAAACAGUGAAAUAUGCAUUGAUCUUAGAUGAUGUGUGGGAUAAGUUCACUCUUCACAGUGUUGGAAUUCCAGAACCAACAACAGAAAAUGGCUGCAAAAUAGUCAUUACUAGCAGAUCGGUGGAUGUAUGUAAUUACAUGGGUUGUCAUAUAGUUAAAAUGUCACCUCUUUCAGAGCAGGAGUCUUUGAACUUGUUCUUGGAUACGGUGGGGCGAGAUGUUCAACAAAUUCCUAGUGUAGAAGGGAUUUUGAAGCUUAUAGUGGACGAGUGUGAUGGUUUGCCACUCGCCAUUGUUGUAAUUGCCGAAAGCAUGAAAGGUGUGAAAGAUAUCCAUGAGUGGAAGAAUGCGUUAAGGGAAUUACGCAGAUGUGUAGCUGGUCCGAUUGAAGAUAAGGAAUAUGAGAUAUUUAAUCGUUUGAAGUUCAGUUAUGACCGUCUGCCAAAUCCAAACAUCCAAAACUGUUUCUUGUAUUGUUCAUUGUACCCUGAAGAUUUUGAAAUUAGUAGAGCAGAUCUGAUUGAACAUUGGAUUUGCGAGGGAUUUAUUGAAGAAUUGGGGAGUAGACGAGAAAUGCAUGAUAGAGGACAUACUAUUUUAAAUAGGCUUCAAAACAAUUGUCUGUUAGAGGAAGCCAAUGAGAAGGGAUAUGUUAAGAUGCAUGAUGUUGUGAGGGACAUGGCAAUACUUAUCAAGGGUAACGGUCCUCGUAGGUUUAUAGUAAAGACUGGGGUGGGAUUGAUAGAGAUACCAGGCGAGGAUGAAUGGACUCAAGAUCUGGAGAUGGUUUCCCUCAUGAGAAAUAACAUAUCACAUAUUCCUGUAAAUUUGUCCCCAAAAUGCCUGAUGCUCUCAACCUUGAUUUUGAAGGGCAACAGAAGAUUGACACAAAUUCCAGAGUGUUUUUUUGCAAACAUGAUCCGGCUCAAGUUUCUUGAUCUUUCUUCUACGAGUUUAAAGGCUCUACCUAAUUCCAUGUGUAACUUGGAAAGCCUUACUGCAUUGAUCCUUUGUGAAUGUUUCAAUUUAGUACACAUGCCUUCCUUGGAAAAGCUCAAGACACUGAAGAAGUUGGAUCUGCGAGGUACAGGUCUUCUCGUGGUCCCGAAAGGCAUUGAAAUGUUGGUGAAUCUACAGUAUCUUGAUUUAUCUUGUCAACACUUGGGGGAGCUGCCCAAAGGAAUGAUCAGCAACCUCUCUCGCCUGCAGUACCUGGGUAGAGAUUGGCUUUCAACUGAAGAAACAAUAAGAGGGGAAGAAGUAGCCGGAUUGAAAAUGCUGGAAAGUUUUGAAGCUGGUUUUCAUGAUCUAAAAAGCUUCAACAGUUAUGUAAAGUCAAAACAUUUUGUAAGACUCCGUCAUUAUGUGCUUGCAGUGGGACCUCGCACUAACGUGCAUUUUCCAAAAUACCCAUUGAAAAGGGUAAUUUUAAACGGAUUCUUCACAGCAGAUGAUAGCUGGGUGCUUCCAGAUGACAUUCAGGAUUUAGUAAUUUGUAAUUACAUUGUGGAAAUGGAUAAAACACUAAAAAUGCGUGCGGGUUCGGCAGAGAAGAAUUUGUCUCUAUGUAAGUUUCUGCAGAACUUAGAGGAGGUUUACAUCUCCUCUUGCAGUUUCGAGGAUAUAAUAGGAUGGGAAGAAGAGGAAGAGGAAGGAAAUCAAUUAAGGGUUGCAUUGACUCUUCUAAAAUUUAGCAAACUUUGUAUAGAAGAUUCAAAAGUGAAAAGGUUGUUUCUAGGUAGGUUGUUGCAAGGCCACCAAGAGGUUUACAUCUCUGAUUGCAUUAUCGAGGAAAUAAUAGCAUGGAAAGAAGAGGAAGAAGAAGGGGAAGGAAAUCAAAUAAGUGCUGCAUUGACUCUUCCAAGAUUUAGGAAACUUUGCAUAGAAGAUUCAAAAGUGAAAAGGUUGUUUCUAGGUAAGCUGCUGCAGGGCCACCAAGAGAUUCACAUCUCUGAAUGCUCUAUUGAGGAAGUAAUAGCAUGGAAAGAAGAGGGAGCGGAGGAGGAAGGAAAUCAAGUGGGUGCUGCAUCGACUCUUCCAAGAUUUAGGAAACUGUGUAUAGAUGAUUCAAAAGUGAAAAGGUUGUUUCUAGGUAAGCUUCUGCAGGGCCACCAAGAGAUUCACAUUUCUGAUUGUUCUAUUGAUGAAAUAACAGCAUGGAAAGAAGAGGAAGAGGAAGGAAGUCAAAUAAGUGCUGCUUUGACUCUUCCAAGAUUGAUCAAAUUAUGUAUAGAAGAUUCAAAAGUGAAAAGGUUGUUUCUAGGUAAGUUGCAGGGCCACCAAGAGAUUCACAUCUCUGAAUGCACCAUGGAGGAAAUAAUAGCAUGGAAAGAAGAGGAAGAGGAAAAGGAAGGAAAUCAAACAACUACUGCAUUUACCCCUCCAAGAUUUAGGAAACUUUUUAUGGAAGAUUCAAAAGUGAAGAAGGUUGUUUAUAGUGAACUGGCCUUGAAGAUAUUUACAGUUUUUUCUGGCUCCAAAGAUGUCCACAGUUCAAAACCCAAGAUUCCUUCGUAUCAGGUGAGAGUUAAUGCAGGAAAUAUGAAUCUUGCAACAGUGGGGACACAGAUGGCAGAGUGCAUAUCAUUGGUUCACGGAACUGCGUUCAACACCUUCCCAUUUCUUCUUGGGGAUCCUGGAACCAUCACCAUCAGAACAGAGCUGGGGCUGAAGGAUUUUGUUGGAAUUAUUGCUAGAAACGUGGCAAUCAAAUCUGCAGAAAUGAAGAAAUGAAACUGCCAUGAAAUGGCAGCAAUGAGGCUGAAAAUUGACAGCAAAUGAAGCUGCAAUUUUCAGCAAAUAUGGCAGCAAUUUAGCUGCAAAUAUGGUGAAAAUGAAGCUGUAAAAUGACAGCAACAAUGUGCAGCAAGCUGAGCUGCAAUGUUGAUGAAAUGAGGCUGCAACGGGCAGCAAAUGCAAACAGCAAAUGAAAUGCACAUGAAAUGCAAAUGCAAACUCAAAUGCAAAUUAAAUGAAAGCUGCAAAGUUUAAGUGGCUGAAGAGUAACAGCAAGCAUGCGGGAAAAGUGGCUGUUAUUGUUCAAAUUUAAAAUGUACUUUAUUGUUUUUUAAUGUAGAAAGUUGUUUGAAUUUUGAAUUAAGAUUGUAUUCUCCUAUAUAGAGGAGAGUUUAUUAAUGAGAAAAGGUGAGUUGAAGUCAUAUACUUCUCUCCAUUUCAGCUUAUGCUCUGUUUUUCAUCUUCCUCUCGGUUCUCUCCAUUUCUUUGUUUUAAGAAACCAACAGAUUUAUCAUGGUAUUGGUAACUAGAUGGCUGGUUUUAGCAUGUACCUUAUAAAUUGCAGCAACUAUGGAGCUUAUGUCAUGGUCUCCUUCCUCUUGGAUUGAGACUAUCUUGCCAUUUGUACCCAAAGUUUGGGAAUGGAGUUGAUCCCCAACAGCAAUUACCCUCAUAGGAACGUCAUCAAGAAAAUCACUCUCACCAUCAAUACCAUGCAGUGGAGCCAGGAGCCUGCAGCAUGUUCAUCAUCAAAACAACUUUCCAGUGCUUCACAGGGUAUUUUGGCUUAUCCUCCUUGCUGAUGCUGUUGGAAUUCCAUUCCCUAUAAUUUACUAAUAAGCCAUACCCUCGAGUGUCUUGUAUCUAUAAUUAAGGCUUAGUACUGUGUCGAUUUCAAACAUUGAAAUCCAAGAGGAAGUACAAAUUUGGAUCAAACAAUUCGUGAUUUGAUUUGGUUCAGCAAGCCAAGCAGGUUGGCGUUAUUUUUACC